This is a messenger RNA of Bemisia tabaci, 3486 nucleotides long. RefSeq lists its product as uncharacterized. The record is from RefSeq and is a predicted model, not a curated record. Gene Ontology annotation, cellular component: membrane. NCBI's taxonomy places the organism in Eukaryota, Metazoa, Arthropoda, Insecta, Hemiptera, Aleyrodidae.
GUCCUAUAUCUGCGUGCCUACUUCUGCCACAGUAUCUCCGAUUAAACCUAAACUAAUAAAAGCCGCCCGAGAUAGUAAGGCACAUUAUCUCCUUGAAUGACAAUCUAGUAGAUCCGUCCGGCCCAUCUUAUUGUCAUGUUCUCCCGCUACCCGUCAUGGCCGCGGGCUACCGUCACGGCCUUUUUCGCGCAUUUUUGACAUUUUCCCCCGUCGUCUUUUGAGUUUUUCGCGGAUCCGUGACGCAGCACAUCCGUGCCUGGAAGCUUCUUUCAGUUUUCCUCGAGUUUAGUUCGAUUUUUAGUAGUUUUCACAAUGAAGAAAGAAGUGAAGGAGAAAUCUGGCGAUCCCGGCUGGGUGGAGUUUUGCCAAAGGAUGAACAUAAAUCCCAACCUGGUCAUGUUGAAAGUUACGCUCUUUGUCAUGUACGGAGCCAGCGCAUCUCUAGUCCCUUUCUUAACGAUUCACAUGCAGAGUAUCGGCCUUACCGUUGAAGAAAUUGCGGUUGUUUACUUAGCUUUGCCUUUAACUACGUUCCUAGCACCUCCUGUCACAGGAUUUUUGGUGGAUAAAUUUGGGCAUUAUAAACCGGUGCUAAUAAUCUCACUAGUUCUUAACGUUGUCUUUCAUCACGCUUUGAUGCUGAUUCCCCAGAUGGAAACACCAGGAGAGAUGCCGUCCGCUUACGUGAUGAGACAUCCAACUACCGGUAAAGUUGAGGUGUGGUGGAGUCCAUGCCCGAGUCGGGAGUGCCCCGAAGAGGAAGAACUUAACAUGGUUUUGGAUGAUUGCAUCGACUAUUGCAGCGUCAAACCGCCCGAAAGCACGCCCCCUCCCUCCUGGUUCAAAGGAAUCGAAAAAAGUAUUGCAUACAGGCCGCCGACGCUUCUUGGUCACUCGGAAUGUUCCUGUCCGAAAAGCAAAUACAGCGAAACUGGAGAUGUGAUGGCAGAGAGAGGGUCCUCGAGUAACAAUGAUCAUCGAAUUCAAUUUCUAUUCGGGAAACCACAAGGCCAUAAAAACGCGACAAAGCCCAAUAAACAACCGAUUAAAAAGAAAAACGGGAAGAAUGGGAACAGUACAACUAUAAUUUCUCCAGGUGGAAAUGGGACUGCGGCAGGUCACGGAGCAAACGAAACCCAUAGCACCGCAGCUCCGACCGUCAUCAGCGAGACAGCUGCAUCAGCUGCAUCGGCUGCAUCAGCUGCAUCGGCUGCAUCAGCUGCGUCGGCUGCAUCACCUCCUGUGCAGAACGUAACGAAGCAAGAGGAGGACCACUCAACCUAUUUUCUCCUGGGCAUGCAUCCCGAUUUGAUGACAGCUAGUGAACAGUUAGGUAUGGAGCUUCCGGAACCGGAGGACAGCAGCGAGGUGACGGAUUUCCGGCAGCAUUUCAGCGAAGAACUCCUGACCAUGGCCGGGGUCAACUACACCGCUCUCGAGGAGGCCGACCUUCGGUGCGGCGGCAGGGUCAUCGCCACGAAUCUCACCAUCAACCGCCUCAAGGAGAUGGCCGCCGACUGCAUGCUUCAGAAGUGUGACUUCAGGGCAGGCGGUCCAGAAGUGUGUCCUCCUGAUUACAAAGAGUCCGACGACCGGGUGUUCUGGCUCUACUUCGCCCUCCGCUUCAUCGGCAACACCAUGCACCUGGCAUCCGUCACCAUCAUGGACCCGAUCGCCCUCCAGAUGAUUCAGCAGCAUGGAGGAGAAUUCGGCAGGGAGCGCCUCUUCUCCACCGUUGGAAUGGCAAUUUUCUCCCCUCUAACAGGCUUGCUCAUUGAUCAGAGGAGUCGCUGGCUGGGUUACACGGAUUACUCGAGUGCGUUCUGGUCGUACGACGCUUUGCUGUGCAUUUCGAUUGUGACGGUGAUGUUGAUGCCUCUCGGGGUCAAAGUGCCCGCGGACAACAUCAUGCAGGACAUGAUCCGACUCAUCCGCUUCCCACACGUCAUCACCUUCAUCUUCUUCCUCUUCGCCCUCGGCAACUGCUGGGGCUUCAUCGAGUCCUUCUUGUUCCUCUACCUCAAGGAGCUCGGAGCACCCAACUAUCUACUUGGUAUUACAGUUUCGGUUGGUACAAUUAGCAGUAUCCCAUUCCUUUACGGAGCUGAAAAAAUUACGAAAAGGUUUGGACAUGUCAACAUAAUCGUCAUCGCAUUUUUCUCUCAUGCGGUCAGGCUGAUGGGUUAUUCUUUCAUCGAGAAUCCAUGGUGGGUCUUUCCAUUCGAGGCCAUCGAGGCCUUGGCUGUUCACCUCAUGUGGGUAGCUGCUGCGACUUACUGCGCCAUUUUGGCACCCAAGAACCUACUUGCAACUUUGAUUGGAGUUCUCGGAAUGGCGCAUUUCAGUUUAGGACGAGGAAGUGGAAGUUUUGUCGGUGGUCUGCUAAUAGGUACUGUGGGAACACGCAAAUCUUUCCGUAUCAUGGGCCUUUUAUCCAUAACAAGCGGAGUGAUUUACGGAGUGCUUCACUGCUUGUGGCUUCACAAAUUUGACGUGACAAAAACAAACAAAGAGGACCAAAAAGAUUCGAACGAGGUUGAAAAAUUGAACGGCGAUGUGCAGACGGAGGAAGAGGAGGAGAAAGCACGGGUGAGCCUGAUGAUCAAAUUCAACCACCGCGGUUCCCUUUCGUCGUUGGACAGGGACAAGAUGUACUCGAGUCUGAGCAGGCGGAGCAGCGCCAACAUCGAGCUCAACAGCAAGACGCUGCCGCCAAUCAUGAAGAACUCCUCCAAGCCGGAGUCUAUCAACGCCCUCAUAGAAACCUACAAUCUCCAGAAGAAGUCUCCGCUACAGAUUUCCAGGAAAAUCAGCAAGGUUCAUGAAGAGAACGAGGUCCUUGCUGCUGAAACAAAUUCUCAACUAUCUCUGAAUCUAACUCAUAGUAAUAGCACUACCCCAGUGCCUCAGCUCCUGGUAGAUGAAUCUCGGCCUCGCAGCGAUUCAAUUCAAGAAGAAUGAGAGGAAUACUUCAGGGAGACCAUUUAAAAACUCUACGAAUUCAACAAGAACUCAGGAACUUAGGGUUAACCAAAGCAUUAGAGCUCCGAUCACUUCUGCUGCCUAGAACACUGUAAUAAUUUUUGGUUGAUGUGAACUAGCAGGUUUCUUCCAUAGACACAUACGAACUGAAUCGAAGACUCAAAGGAUAAUGCACAUUGCACAUGGGUGACUGAUCCUUUAAUUGGAAUAACUGUAAAAAUAAAAACAAAAAUUACUUGGGGGUUGAUGAUGACUUUCCAGCAUUGAAACGGAAAGGAGAGAGAGCGUUUUUGAUUGGAAAACUAGGUUAAUUUGGAGAAAUCAGACAAGAGGUACCUAUCCUUCUUGGAGGACUAAAAAGCUUUGAAUAAAUGAUUGGCAUUCAAUUUUGCACAUUAACACAAGGAUGGAUGAAAGGAAAACACUUUAAUUAUUGUUGUCUCUGUAAAUACACAACUUAAAUUUGAACUAUGAGUUUAAUAAAACUUGACCAGUAAAAAUGAA